CCAAAAAAAAGUUUUAAUUAAACUCUGGUUUUUUUUUUUGAUAAUUUGUUUUCCCCCCUUCCAAACACCUUCUUCCCCUGUUUUUUUUUUUUAACAAAAAUGGCGUCUGAAUUGAUUCAUAGGAACCAGACAACCCAAAAAAGUUCGCCAAAUAUCAGUCCUGGGACCCCUUCAUCCCCUGUCAGGAACUGGAAAACCCCAUUCCUUUAUGUGGCUCAGAAACAGCGGUUCUUCUUUGUUCUUGUCGGGAUCGCCAUUGCUGCUCUGUUUUUUAACUCGUUCCCUGUUUCGACGUCUUCGUUGUCUCAAGAACUGAGUGGUGGUGGUGGUGGUGCUGGUUUGAUUGCUGGUUCGGUCAGUGGUUUGGGAGCUGAGUCGAGUGAGGUGACUCGGAGGGUGUUGUAUGAAGCUUACACCGAAGGUUUUCGAGGAAGGAACGUGGCGGCGGCUGGUAAGGUGCCGUUGGGGUUAAAGAAGAAGAACUUGAGGAUUGUGGUGACUGGCGGAGCUGGUUUCGUGGGGAGCCACCUUGUGGACCGGCUGAUCGCGAGGGGGGACAGUGUGAUCGUAGUGGAUAAUUUCUUUACGGGGCGUAAAGAGAAUUUGAUGCACCAUUUUGGGAACCCCAAGUUCGAGCUUAUAAGACAUGAUGUGGUUGAACCGAUUCUGUUGGAAGUUGAUCAAAUCUAUCACUUGGCUUGCCCUGCUUCCCCUGUUCAUUACAAGUUCAACCCUGUCAAGACCAUCAAGACCAAUGUGGUGGGAACAUUGAACAUGCUAGGGCUUGCAAAAAGAGUUGGUGCCCGUUUCUUGCUAACCAGCACCAGUGAGGUCUAUGGUGAUCCUUUGCAGCAUCCCCAGGUUGAGACCUACUGGGGCAAUGUCAAUCCCAUUGGUGUACGGAGUUGCUAUGAUGAGGGCAAACGGACCGCGGAGACCUUGACAAUGGAUUAUCACAGAAGCCUCGGAAUCGAGGUGAGGAUUGCUAGGAUAUUCAACACAUACGGACCACGAAUGUGCAUCGAUGAUGGGCGUGUUGUAAGCAAUUUUGUAGCCCAAGCUUUAAGGAAAGAGCCAAUGACUGUCUAUGGCGAUGGCAAGCAAACCAGGAGUUUCCAAUAUGUUUCAGACCUGGUGGAGGGUCUAAUCCGGUUGAUGGAAGGUGAUCACGUAGGUCCUUUCAAUCUCGGAAACCCUGGAGAAUUCACCAUGCUCGAACUUGCCGAGGUGGUACAGGAAGCAAUAGAUCCCAAUGCAAAGAUAGAAUUCAGACCAAACACAGAAGAUGAUCCACACAAGAGGAAACCAGACAUUUCAAAGGCUAAACAACUUCUUGGCUGGGAACCAACCAUUUCCCUUCGCAAAGGCCUUCCUUUAAUGGUGUCUGAUUUCAGGCAAAGAAUCUUUGGUACCCCUAAAACACUAAUAGGCGGUGGUGCUACCGCUUAAUCCUCCUCCUCAUUAAUAUUAGAGUAAACAAAACAUUUAAGAUCAUACCUAUACCUCUAUAUUAAUUAGAACCUUCAUUUUUUUACUGCUUUUUAUAGGGAAAUAAUAAUAAUUAAUAAUAAAUU
Gossypium raimondii (Peruvian cotton) is the source of this 1574-nucleotide messenger RNA. RefSeq names its product UDP-glucuronic acid decarboxylase 2. Gene Ontology annotation, biological process: D-xylose metabolic process. Gene Ontology annotation, cellular component: cytoplasm. The coding region runs from base 100 to 1449 and encodes 449 amino acids. NCBI's taxonomy places the organism in Eukaryota, Viridiplantae, Streptophyta, Magnoliopsida, Malvales, Malvaceae. Gene Ontology annotation, molecular function: UDP-glucuronate decarboxylase activity; NAD+ binding. The transcript has 6 exons. The record is from RefSeq and is a predicted model, not a curated record.